AACCAACAGAGAUGUCAAAAUGAAGAGAAGAAAGCAUGAACGACCUGAGAACGACUGCCGGCCGAAAUAUUUGAGUUUUUGCAAUAUUUUUGAAACCAACUAAAAAUGUACCGCUUAGUUUUGGCACAAGUCAGAAAGCCGAUUGAUUUGUCUGCAUUCACUUCGACAUUCUGCACGAAAGUGUCUAUUCGCCGUCCCUUACGUGAGAACAGCGGUGUUGAAAUCAGCGGGACAUUGAACAGAGCUUCAAAUGGAUUUCAGCAUGGAAUGCAGCAAUUUCUAGUCAAAAUAAAUCCGUUUCUAGCAAUAAAACCAUUCAGUCACACUUAUGCUACGGAUGCCACAGUUCCGAAAUCCGACAAAUCAGAGAGCAUGAGCGACAUCAUAAAAGAAUUGAACAACCAUGUGGCGAACAAAAACCGAAUAUCACAUCAUGAAUUGAAAACUCUGCUCAGCAAAUUGAAAACACAAGAUGUUACCGGUCGACAAGCGUUGGACAUAUUGCGAUUCUGUGCAUUUGGCCGUACCGAUCAGAAUGUCAGCGAAACGGUGAAGAGCAUUUGGUAUGAACUGAAGAAGCAAGAACACGAAUUUCACACACAACACUACAAUUAUCUGCUGCGAUUUGCCAGUGAAAAACAGGAUGUGAUCCAUACUCAAGCAAUAUUCGAUGAAAUGUUUGCCGAUGGCAUUGAACCCGAUGCUGUCUCCUAUCAAUGCUUGUUGUCAGUAUAUUGCAAAAGCGGUAACAUCGCAAAGGCCAUCGAAAUUCUGGAUUUGAUGAAUCAAGAUCAAUUUUUAAUCGAUGAAUGUUCGUACAAUUAUGUGGUUCAGUGCCACAUUAUAUGUGGGAAUAUCGAGGCUGCCAAUGCAACGAUUACCAGUUUGAACGAGAGCGGAUUUAGAAUAAAUCGAGAUACGCUGGCUACUUUUUUAAGACAUUAUGCCAAGGCAGGCGAUGUGGAAAAUGUUCAAAAAACAUUGGCAUCAUUCAAAACAGAGAAUAUCGAAUUGAUGAAUAACGACAUACUGAAUGUGAUCUAUGAAUUGGCUGCCAAUGGGUAUGCUGAUAAAAUCGAUAUGUUCUUCGAAUAUUUGCAACCAAAUGCUGAAUUGCUAACAUCGUUGGCAAAUGCAAUAACAUUAUUCGUUGCCAACAAGCAGUCAACUAUUUUGCCGACAAUUCUUCAAUUAGCCAAAGAAGCCGGCGACGUUAGAUCAUUGUACAAGCAUUUAAUCAAUGAAAUGGUCCGACACGUUACAGCUGGAGAAGAAUUUACCGCAACUAUAAAAUUGAUCGAAGCGAAUGGUUAUACGGUGGAAAACAGUUUUGACAUGUUCAAGUCAGCACUGAAAGGUUCAUCGGAAGAAAUUAUUCGUCGGCUACUGGUGUACAUGAAGGCAAAUGAGAUGGAAGUGACGCAGAUUACAUUUGAGAAAUUGUUUCAAUUUUCGGCUGCAAAAGGUGUCGACGAGGUAUUGAAUGUGGUGAAUUUAAUGUGUACGGAUUUUCGAAUUCUGCCACAGAGUGCCUACAUUCGUGACGUCAUUCUGCCGGCAUUUGGUGCCAGUGAGGAUACGGCAUUUGUUUUGACCAAAUUACGAAAAACGAAAAUCCCCGUUAACCGCACCAUCAUCGCAUUAGUCAACAAAAGUUUGAACAAAUGUGAUUUCAAAACGGCCAUUGAUCUUCUCAACAGUUUACAAUGUUUUUACGCAAACAAUCGAUUCAUUACGCAACCACUGUUGAACGCAUAUGCAAGCACUGGUGAUGAGCAGAGUUUUGUACGAAUUGUGAAUAUGAUGCAUGCAAAUUUUGCAAAAAUCAAUGAAGACCGCGACGUCAAAUUAUUUCCUGCCAUUGAAGUACAAAAGAAACAGAAAUUUAUUGGUGAAAUGUUGUACGCAUCCAUUGCACACACGCUCACCGAUUCAAAACGCUUAACACAAUUGUUGGACGCAUUCAUUGCCGAACGUUUGGUCACAAGUUCAAAGCAUAUUGAAAAGAUUCAAGAAGAACUACUCAAAGUGAAUGGUUCAUCGCAAAUUAGUCGCUUACUAACGAAACUCAGCGCAGACAAGGUGCAAUUGAAGCCAAGCAAUAGAAAACCACGGAUUGACAUGGAUCAACUGAGUGCAGCUGAACUGCAAAUAAUUUUGGAUGAACAACGAUCAAUGGGACGAGAUGUGGCCGGCACAGAGAAACUUUUGCUUCUUGCAUACAUUCAUGGAGGAAAUGUUGCACAAGUUGAUUCAAUGAUGUCCGGCGGUCAGUUCACACUGACAAAUGCAAAUUAUGCUAAGCUAAUCGAACUGUAUACCCGAAUUGGUAAUUUGGAAAGCGCUUUGGAUAUGCUGAAACAAGUUCGUACGAAAAAUCCAUCAUUUAAAUUAAAUCCAACUAUAACGGCACAGCUCGCAACGCUAAUGUAUGAAAACAAUGUCAAUUUCGAUGAAAUUUGUGCGCUUCUGUAUACACAACGACUGGAUAAAGAGGUUUUAAAGGAUAACAUACCCUUCGAAAAGUUUCUACAACGAUUGGCUGCAGAUGGCCAUACGCAACUUGUUGAACAAUUGUUCAACACUCUAGUAAAAUUUAAUUACAUCAAAGUAUCGAUUCAAACGGUGGGACCGCUGAUUUCAGUUCACUUGAAUAAUGCAGUAUAUAGCGAAGCGGUUGCAAAAUAUGAAUAUCUGGCCAAAACGUACAAACUAACGCCAAUGUCAACACGUUUAUUCGAAGAAUUGAUUCGAAAUAAUGAAUUGGAUUUGCUACAACGUGCUUUUAACACCCACGAGGCGCAUGAUAAAAGCGAUGCCAUAGGUCGUUUAGCACUUGCGUUCAGCCAAUGUGGCCAGGCACGACAGGCAAAAUCGCAUUUUGAACGUGUUCGCAUCAAUGAUGUUACAAAAAUCAUUCAUAAACAGUGCAAAAGAUACGUUGUCACCGAUGACAUCGAAUCAGCGAAAAAACUGUUGAAAUCCACCAGCGGCUUGUCCUGUGAUCGUCGGAAAAUUUACCAAACUAUCUUGGAUAUUUAUCACAAACAAAAUAUGGCAGAAGAAGCCUUGGAAUUAUGGACGGACAUUGCCAACGAUAACAUCCUUCCGUCAGCCAAUUUCGUUGAUAAAUUGGUUGAAUUGCUAAGAGCCAAUAACAUAAAACUUCCAUCAGAUUUGGAAAUGAAAAUAGCAACAAAUUUAAAAAUUGAUUCAAAAAAUACUUGAUUAUUACAAUUGUUAUUAUGUAUUUUAGUUUAGUCGCGCAUUGUUAGUGUUUUGCGAUGUAAAUAAAAAAUAUUUUGAUAAAA
Sitodiplosis mosellana (orange wheat blossom midge) is the source of this 3311-nucleotide messenger RNA. RefSeq names its product leucine-rich PPR motif-containing protein, mitochondrial-like. NCBI's taxonomy places the organism in Eukaryota, Metazoa, Arthropoda, Insecta, Diptera, Cecidomyiidae. The record is from RefSeq and is a predicted model, not a curated record. Bases 106 to 3228 code for a protein of 1040 amino acids. Gene Ontology annotation, molecular function: protein binding. The transcript has 5 exons.